Messenger RNA from Silurus meridionalis, 4562 nucleotides. RefSeq names its product nuclear receptor coactivator 2 (gene ncoa2). Gene Ontology annotation, biological process: cellular response to hormone stimulus; positive regulation of transcription by RNA polymerase II. Gene Ontology annotation, cellular component: nucleus. Gene Ontology annotation, molecular function: protein dimerization activity; nuclear receptor binding. NCBI's taxonomy places the organism in Eukaryota, Metazoa, Chordata, Actinopteri, Siluriformes, Siluridae. The transcript has 22 exons. The record is from RefSeq and is a predicted model, not a curated record.
GACGCGCCACUGACACUUCAGCAUCGUUGGGAUUAAUGUUCACUGCGAGCUCGUGAAUGCAAAAUGUUCACUACUUGGUGAACUGAGAACCAGGCGGCUGUUGCUGGGUGUACAGUGACCAGACUGCAGCUCAAACAGGGACGAUACACACUGAGUGGGGGGAGGACACACACAAACACACACACACACACACACACACACACAGCCUGGGAGUGAGCGUGUGCGUGUGCGUGUGUGAGAGAGAGAAAGAGGAGCAACAGCAGCAGGAACAUGGCGGCGCCGCUCAGCGCUCGUGCUCUUCCCCCGAGUCCAAGGUCAGAGCCGGAGCUCGCGCGCAGGAUUUAAAGCGGAAACGAACGACUGCGGACUCUCGAGCGCAUCUUUUAAGUGAUUGAAGCUGACGAUGCCUAUUGAUUUCCUCCGCUGCAGGAAUGGCCUGAGUGUGUGUGAGGACUGAAACUGAGUUGCUGAUAUGUAUUAAAAUGAGCGGCAUAGGGGAAAACUCAUCCGACCCUGCUAGGGUCGAGUCUCAAAAACGCAAAGAAUGCUCAUCAGAGUUCCUCGGUCCCAGCCCCAAGCGGAGCACCGAGAAGCGAAACCGCGAGCAGGAGAAUAAAUACAUCGAGGAGCUCGCCGAGCUGAUUUUCGCCAACAUCAACGACAUUGAUAACUUCAACGUCAAGCCCGACAAAUGUGCAAUCCUGAAAGAAACUGUGAAACAGAUUCGGCAAAUUAAAGAGCAAGAGAAAGCUGCCGUGUGCAGUGAGGACGAGGUGCAGAAGGCCGACGUCUCGUCCACAGGCCAAAGUGUUAUUGACAAAGAUGCCCUCGGACCAAUGAUGCUGGAGGCUUUGGAUGGCUUCUUCUUUGUGGUGAACAUGGAGGGGAACAUUGUGUUUGUGUCAGAAAACGUUUCCCAGUACCUGCGCUACAAUCAGGAGGAGCUUAUGAACACAAGUGUUUACAGCGUUUUACACGUCGGAGACCAUGCCGAGUUUAUUAAGAACCUGCUGCCUAAAUCGCUCGUAAACGGCAUGCCGUGGUCGAACGAGGGCUCCAGAAGGAACAGCCACUCGUUUACAUGCCGCAUGCUGGUGAACCCGGAGCAGGAGCAGGACCAGGAGGCGCAGAAAUAUGAAACCAUGCAGUGUUUCACUGUCUCCGAACCCAAAUCCAUUAAAGAGGAGGGAGAGGAUCUGCAGUCGUGUCUGAUCUGUGUAGCAAGGAGAGUACCUAUGAAGGAGCGACCGAUGCUCCCCACACAAGAGAGCUUUACCACACGGCAAGAUCUCCAAGGGAAGAUCACGUCCUUGGACACCACUAUGCUACGAGCCUCUAUGAAGCCCGGAUGGGAAGACUUAGUAAGAAGAUGUAUCCAGCGCUUUCACCUACAGAACGAUGGAGAUAUUUCUUAUGCCAAACGUCACCAGCAAGAAGUACUGAGGCAUGGCCAGGCAUUCAGUCCCAUCUAUCGUUUCUCGCUGUCUGAUGGUACCAUCGUCUCAGCUCACACCAAGAGCAAGCUCGUUCGAUCUACAGCCACCAACGAACCCCAGCUCUACAUGUCAAUACACAUUCUCCAGAGAGAGCCAACAGUAUGUGGCAUGGCACCGGACCUGGGCAAACCCAUGACCCCACUGGCCACAAUGACCUCCCCUAACCCAAUGAGUGGAAACGCUCAGGGUCAGGAGGGGUUCGUGAGUAGCAACACGCUUGCCUUCUCGUCUCCAGGAGCCCAUAAAGAUUACCGGUUUGGUGGCCCGGGGCCAACUCAGGGUACGGGAUACCCACUGAAAAUAAGCAGCCCGUCGCAUCGGCCCAGUCCUGGAGUAACCAGCUCCCCCCGUUUACCUCAAGCCCAGUUUACCCCCACCAAUACCCUCCACUCCCCUGCCGGCAUGUGCCCGGGCAACGGCAGUCCUCAAGUGUUCACUAGCAGUUCCCUUAAUGCCCUCCAAGCUCUUAGCGAGUGCCAAACCAUUGGCCUGAGCCAGUCUCUGGGGUCACCUGAUUCGAAAAAAUUUGAAUCGCCAGCCUCAGGAGGAAUUGGUUCUCAACCAUUGCCCAAAAUGGAGUCAUAUGUGGAGGCGGAAAAAAGCGGGCAUGACGGGCAUGAAAACGAGAACAGCGGGCACCAAAGGGACGAAAAAGCCAACCUGGGUCAGUUCAACAGCUCGGACGAAAAUAAGAUCCAUGAGAGUAAAGGGCACACAAAGCUCCUCCAGCUUCUCACCACCAAAAACGAGACCAUGGAGUCGUCCUCCGCGCUGUCGCCAGCACCUGAGAAGGAAAUGAUGACCGGGAACCAACCCGGAACAUCAGGAACCAGCGCGACAUCCUUGAAGGAGAAGCACAAAAUCCUGCACAGGCUCUUGCAGAACAGCACGUCGCCGGUGGACUUGGCGAAGAUCACAGCCGAGGCGACAGGAAAAGAACCGAACCACGACGGAGCCAACAUGACCGACAUCAUCAAACAGGAAGCGGUAAGCCCGAAAAAAAAGGACAAUGCUCUUCUGCGCUACCUGCUGGACAACGAUGAGAACAUGAUUAAGGACAAGGUAAUAAAGACCGAGGUGGGCGAGAUAAAGGUGGAGGGGGGUAACGUGGUCACUGUGAAGAAGGAGAAACCCGAUGGAGGGUACGAACAGGCAGAGCAGUCCAGCGAGUUGGAUGAUAUCCUGGACGACCUGCAGAAUAGUCAGAGUUUUUUCUCCGAAGCUCGUCCCAUGUCACUGCCAGCUGCCGUCGAUAAGCAGGCGAUCAUCAACGACAUUCUGCAGAUCACAGGAGAGGGCGGGGUACAACCCAGAGCAGUACAGAAUUUCAGUGGUCCAAGGCCCCCCGGUCGGGUUCCUCCGAUGCGGAGCGUCUCUUUGGACAUGAAUGUGUCAGCUAAAGGCCCGUCGGGUCAAUAUACAGUUAUGAGGAACACCACUCCAUAUUCACUCAUCCAGCAGCAGCAGCAGCAAGGCAUGAUAGGAAAUCAGGGCAUCAUGACCAACCAAGCGAACAUGGCAGGUAAGCAUCUUUUAGGAAAAGAACCAGGACACAUGCUCUUAUUAUAAUCUAUAUUUGUAUGUUUGGGCGUCUCAGGGUGUGAACGGGUCCUCCCUCAGGGGGCGUUGCAGGGACGCAUGGUGCAAAACACAAACAUGCCGAUCAGACCCAGCAGCCAACCAGGAGUCAGACCCAUGCUGCAGGGCCAGAUGAUGCCCAAUGCCCAGUCCAUGGAAAUGGACAUGAGUAUGGCAGGCCCUAGAUUUUCACAGCCACAGGCUCCGCCCAAUCAGACAGCUCCACCCAAUCAGACUGCUCCGUGGCCUGACAGCAUGAUGCCUAUUGAGCAAGUGCCAUUUGGCGACCCUAACAGGUCCAUGUAUGUUACACCACAGGAUGAUGUUCUGUGUGCAGCAGAAGGACCUGCAGAUGAAGGUACUUUACUUAAUCAGCUUUACACUGCUCUCAAAGACUUUGAUGGUCUGGAGGAGAUCGAUCGAGCUUUGGGAAUUCCAGCACUUGUAGGACAGGCACCGUCAUUAGAGUCGGAGAUGUUCCCAGGUCAGGAUCAAAGUCUGCUGAUGGACCAGAAGCCUCUUUACCCUCAACAGCAAUAUGUUGCUCAACCUUCCCAUAACGCACCAGGAGGCUUUGCUCCAAUGCAGGACGCUGGUUACCAUGGCAUUGGGGGAGUUACAGGGCAAAGGCCAGGAUUUCCCAUGAUUCGCAUGCCACUCCGACCAGGUCUCCGACCACCUGGAAGUGUCCCAAAUCAACCUAAUGCACUCAGACUGCAGCUGCAGCACAGACUACAAGCACAGCAGAAUCGCCAGCCUAUGAUGAAUCAGAUGACUGGAGUGUCAAACAUGAACCUACCUCUAAGACCUAAUGUUCAGAAUCAGGGGACCAUUAACGCUCAGAUGCUUGCGCAGCGUCAGAGGGAGCUGCUCAGUAAUCAUUUGCGUCAAAGGCAACGCACCAUGAGCAUGAGACCUCAGGGCCUCAACGUGCCAUCCAAUAUGGCUGCCGGCACUAUGGGCGGUGCUCAGAUUGGCCAUGCCAACCCUACCCACUUUCCUUACACGCCCAACUACGGAAUAACUCAGCAGCCUGAUGGCGGGUUUGGAGGUGCAGCGACCCCUCAGAGUCCCCUCGUGUCUCCUAGAAUGGGUCACGCCCAAAGCCCUAUGAUGCAACAGGGUAAUGCCACAUUUCAGUCAUCUCCAGAGAUGAACGGCUGGACGCAGGGCAACUUGAAUGCUAACAGCAUGUACACUCAGCAGGCCAGCAGCGGUGUGUAUAACAGUAACAGCAUGAGCAUGAAUGUGCCCAUGACUCCCAACACCAAUAGCAUGAACAGCAUGGGCCAGAUGGGCACAGAGCAGCAAGUAUUGUUGACCACGAGUGGACAAAGCGUGAUUUCCACCAGCAUGGGCCAUGAGCGAGUCUGCAGCCUUCAGAGAGUCGCUACACAUCCUUAGAACUCUACAAAUCUACUGCCCCUGCUGGAAGGAGAUCAUACACAUACACACACACACACACACACACACACAUAUAUAUAUAUA